UGAAAGUGUCUGCCGAAUCAGCCGCCGUCGACGUCGCGCAUUAAUUAAACGCGUUUUAAACAAUAAACCCAAGCGAUUCCACAGGUUUUUUGCACAAGCGACCGCCCCAAACAAAUCACAUAAAAUGGCUGCUUCAAUGAGGGCGCUACUCAAAGUGCGGGAUGGCUUCGUCGCCGGCGUUCGCUGCAGCUCCCAAUACAACAAGACGCGUCCGAAUCUUAAGCUGAACGCCGAUUCGCGCGUCAUUUGCCAGGGCUUCACGGGCAAGCAGGGCACCUUCCACAGUCAACAGGCUCUGGAGUAUGGCACCAAACUGGUGGGUGGCAUUUCGCCCAAAAAGGGCGGUACUCAGCAUCUGGGACUGCCGGUUUUCGCAUCGGUGGCCGAGGCCAAGAAGGCAACGGAUCCACAUGCCACCGUUAUUUAUGUGCCACCACCCGGCGCCGCCGCUGCCAUAUUGGAGGCGCUCGAGGCCGAAAUACCUCUGAUUGUCUGCAUCACCGAGGGUGUGCCCCAGCACGACAUGGUGCGUGUAAAGCAUGCGCUCCUGCGUCAGGAAAAAUCUCGGCUGGUUGGACCCAAUUGCCCCGGCAUUAUUGCGCCCGAACAGUGCAAGAUUGGCAUUAUGCCCGGCCAUAUACACAAACGCGGCAAAAUUGGCGUCGUCUCUCGCUCCGGCACCCUGACCUAUGAGGCCGUGCAUCAGACUACCGAAGUGGGCCUGGGCCAGACGCUGUGCGUAGGCAUUGGUGGUGAUCCCUUCAAUGGCACAGACUUCAUCGAUUGCCUCGAUGUGUUCCUUAAGGAUCCUGACACCAAGGGUAUCAUCUUGAUUGGUGAAAUCGGUGGUGUGGCCGAGGAGAAGGCCGCUGACUACUUGACUGAGUACAACACGGGCAUCAAAGCCAAGCCUGUGGUCUCAUUUAUUGCUGGCGUUUCGGCGCCACCCGGCCGCCGUAUGGGUCACGCUGGUGCCAUUAUCUCAGGUGGCAAGGGCGGAGCUAACGACAAGAUUGCCGCGCUGGAGAAGGCUGGUGUGAUUGUGACCAGGAGUCCAGCCAAAAUGGGUCACGAACUGUACAAGGAGAUGAAGCGCUUGGAAUUAGUUUAGAUAAAGACAGACACACCAAGAAAUUGAACAAAACGAGUGUAUGGAGUUUAGAAUCAAGGUACCAAAAGUACGACUCAUAUGGGAGAUAUGCGAAGCAACUAAAUGAUUACCUAAUUAAGCAAAAAGUGUUUGGAAAGAAAAAGAAUGAAAAAUCGAAAACUAUUAUGUCGAAAUCGCAAAUAAAUUAUUGUAAAAAUCGCUUAUAUGAAA
Molecule: messenger RNA, 1321 nt
Organism: Scaptodrosophila lebanonensis
Lineage: Eukaryota; Metazoa; Arthropoda; Insecta; Diptera; Drosophilidae
Gene: Scsalpha1
Product: succinate--CoA ligase [ADP/GDP-forming] subunit alpha, mitochondrial
Exons: 4
Coding region: 125-1111 (328 amino acids)
Biological process (GO): tricarboxylic acid cycle
Cellular component (GO): mitochondrion; succinate-CoA ligase complex (ADP-forming)
Molecular function (GO): succinate-CoA ligase (GDP-forming) activity; succinate-CoA ligase (ADP-forming) activity
Source: RefSeq, a predicted model, not a curated record